AUGAGUUCGUCGUUAAGGUUCGCGCGCGACUCGCUACGUCCCGAUAUAUUGAUAUCGUAUCGAACGGGCACUCACACCUACGCGAACGUCGAAAACGGCGACGUCUGUCCGGCGGUCUUCGAAGGUCCAGGCGGGGCCUUCGCUCACUCGUUCUUCCCCACCGGAGCGGCCGAUUUCUCCUCGGAGGUGCACGUCGAUGACGAGGAGCCGUGGCACGUGCGCCUGAACAAGAAUCUCUCCGACAAGUAUCAUCUGCUGCUAACGCUAACUCACGAGAUCGGCCACGCCUUAGGUCUGCAGCACAGCAUGCGCAACGACUCGGUCAUGUUUCCGUAUAUACCCGACAACGAGCUUCAAUAUCCGGUUAAAUUAAACGUAGAGGACACCCUCGCUAUACAAAAUUUGUACGGAUCUCGCGACGACGGAGAUCGCCCCGCGAUUCCCGCGAUCACCGCGGCGCCCGUCACCACCGUAGCGCCCGCGACGACCAAUCCGUCGCGCGACGAUCUCUGCGCCUUGCGGCGCAUAGACGCGGCCUUAAUAAUGAAUCGACGUUUGUACAUAGCCGACCGACGCAACGUAUGGUCGAUCGAUCUAACCGAGAAACGCUACGGUAGGCCCAUGACGAUAACGGAAUACGCGACGUUUCUCCCGAAAAACUUCACGCGUCUUAUCGGAUUUCCCCGAGACGCUAAGAUCAACGCCGCGAUAAACACGCACUCGGGACGAACCUACGCUAUCUACGACGACGACAGAGUAGCGGAGAUCGACGAAUGCUGCAUGACGGUCGUUAAGCACGUUCCGUUAAAAGACGUAUUUUCCGGAAUACCAUCCGCGAUAACGUCGGCCCUCCGAUACACCGACGGUAAUCUGUACUUCUUCGCUAAACGUCAAUUCUACGCGUUCAACGAAUUCUCGAACAUCGUGACCUCGGCGGGUCCCUUCGACCUUCGCGUUCUCGGCGUCGAAUGCCCCACGAACGGGUUACUGCGGCAAUUGCGGGAUCUUCUCAGCCGCGUCUAUCGCCUCAACGUCGCGACCGAUAGAUCCGACGAGGACGACGAUAGCGACUUCCUGCAAACUCUUCAAGAAUAG
Cataglyphis hispanica is the source of this 1095-nucleotide messenger RNA. Its product is annotated as matrix metalloproteinase-14-like. Gene Ontology annotation, molecular function: zinc ion binding; metalloendopeptidase activity. Gene Ontology annotation, cellular component: extracellular matrix. Bases 1 to 1095 code for a protein of 364 amino acids. The transcript has 2 exons. The record is from RefSeq and is a predicted model, not a curated record. Lineage: Eukaryota; Metazoa; Arthropoda; Insecta; Hymenoptera; Formicidae. Gene Ontology annotation, biological process: proteolysis; collagen catabolic process; extracellular matrix organization.